CCAAAACUAGCAGGGAAAUACAUUUGGCUUUUCUUGCCAGGGUCACUUGUGUGCUGUAAAGAAGCUGACAGAACAAGAAGGGCAACAGCUGAAGGAAGUAACCAUGGUAUGCCGUGUAGCAAUUAUUGGAGCAGGAGUGAGUGGCCUCGCAUCCAUCAAAUGCUGCCUGGAUGAGGGCCUGGAACCAACAUGCUUUGAAAGGAGUGAGAGCAUUGGUGGAUUGUGGCGCUUCAUGGAGUCACCAGAGGAAGGCCGAGCCAGCAUUUACAGAUCUGUGUUUACCAACUCAUGCAAAGAAAUGAUGUGCUACAUGGACUUUCCUUUCCCAGAGAAUUUUCCUAACUAUAUGCACAACUCCAAACUUCAGGAAUAUAUUGAACUAUAUGCCAAGCAUUUUGAUCUUCUUAAAUUCAUACAGUUUAAGACACAUGUGACCAAUAUUAAGAAGCACUCAGAUUUCCUUGUCUCUGGCCAAUGGGAUGUUGAGACACAGAAGGAUGGCAAGCUGGAAUCAACUACUUUUGAUGCUGUCAUGGUUUGCUCAGGACAUCAUGUGUAUCCAAGUAUCCCAGUUGCUAGCUUUCCUGGAUUAGAGAAAUUUCAGGGUCCCUUCUUCCACAGCCGGGAAUACAAAGGCCCUGAAAAGUUCAGGGGGAAGAAAGUUCUGGUAAUUGGCCUUGGCAAUUCUGGGAGCGACAUUGCUGUUGAGCUCAGUCACACAGCCUCUCAGGUUUGCAUCAGCUCUAGAAGUGGAUCCUGGAUAAUGAGUCGUGUCUGGGACAAAGGCUACCCUUGGGACAUGCUGAUCGUAACUCGCUUUGAAACAUUCCUCAAAAACGCCCUCCCAACAGCCAUUUCUGACUGGCUGUAUGUGAGAAAAAUGAACGGACGGUUUAAACAUGAGAACUAUGGUUUGAUACCUGUAAAUAGGAUUCUGCGAAAGGAGCCUGUCUUCAAUGAUGACCUCCCGAGCCGCAUUAUCUGUGGCACUGUUGUGGUUAAACCCAAUGUGAAACAAUUUACAGAAACCUCUGCAAUAUUUCAAGACGGGACUGUGCUAGAAGGCCUUGAUUAUGUCAUCUUUGCUACAGGCUACACCUUUGCCUACCCUUUCAUGGAUGAUGAAUCCAUUAUAAAGAGUAGAAAUAAUGAAGUCACCCUAUACAAAAGUAUCCUCCCCCCUCUGUUGGAGAAACCAACCAUGGCAGUCAUUGGCUUAGUCCAAUCUCUUGGAUCAGCUAUCCCAACCGCUGAGCUUCAGGCUCGCUGGGCUACAAGAGUAUUUAAGGGAUUAUGUAAGCUGCCUUCAAAGGACACCAUGAUGGAUGAUAUAGAUGAGAAAAUGGGGAAGAAGCUCAAAUGGUUUGGCCAGAGUGACACCCUGCAAACAGAUUACAUUGACUAUAUGGAUGAAAUCGCCUCCAACAUAGGUGUCAAACCCAACAUCCCACUUCUCUUUUUGACGGAUCCCUGGCUGGCACUGAAAGUCUUCUUUGGCCCCUGCAGUCCAUAUCAAUUUCGCCUCACUGGGCCAGGGAAAUGGGACGGAGCAAGAGAUGCCAUCCUAACCCAGUGGGACCGAACAAUGAAGGUCACAAGGACACGAAUUGUACCCAACUCUCAGAAGUGUUUCUUUUUUUCUGUUUUGCUUAAAAUCCUUGUAAUUCCAUUUCUCCUUGCUGCUAUUUUUAUAGUGUUAUACUAGUAACUUCAAUAUCAAAUUAGAAAAUGUCAUGGGAUUCUAAACUAUGUUUUAUUGUAAAGCAAAAUAAUCUCAGGUUUUAUAAUAAACAUUUCAAAAGACUGCUGAACACCUGCAUAUACAAAGUCCACAUAAAAUUUGACAAACAUUUUAGAAUAGAAUAGAAUAGAAUAGAAUAGAAUAGAAUAGAAUAGAAUAGAAUAGAAUAGAAUAGAAUAGAAUAGAAUAGAAUUUUAUUGGCCAAGUGUGAUUGGACACACAAGGAAUUUGUCUUGGUGCAUAUGCUCUCAGUGUACAUAAAAGAAAAGAUACCUUCAUCAAGGUACAACAUUUACAACACAAUUGAUGGUCAAUAUAUCAAUAUAAAUCAUAAGGAUUGCCAGCAACAAGUUAUAUCAUACAGUCAUAAGUGGAAAGAGAUUGGUGAUGGGAACUAUGAAACGAUUAAUAGUAGUGCAGAUUCAGUAAAUAGUCUGACAGUGUUGAUGGAAUUAUUUGUUUAGCAGAGUGAUGGCCUUCGGGAAAAAACUGUUCUUGUGUCUAGUUGUUCUGGUGUGCAGUGCUCUAUAGCGUCGUUUUGAGGGUAGGAGUUGAAACAGUUUAUGUUCAGGAUGCGAGUGAUCUGCAAAUAUUUUCAUGGCCCUCUUCUUGAUUCGUGCAGUAUACAGGUCCUCAAUGGAAGGCAGGUUGGUAGCAAUUAUUUUUUCUGCAGUUCUAAUUAUCCCCUGAAGUCUGUGUUUUAAGAGAUCAUCGGCCAAGCAUUACAUGCAGGGGUGAAAUGCUACCAAUUCGGACCGGUUCUCCCAAAUCCGUAGUAAAAAUGCUACCAGUUUGGGCAAACCGAUAUUUCUGAUGAUCAGCUGGACGAUGAUUAGCUGUGACAUGCAAUUUAUAUUAACUAGAAUCGUUGGAUUUCCUGCUUUCUAGCUAAUCUAAAUCGCAUGGCACAGCGGAUUCCCUCCCCUCGCUGUUCUACUUACCUUUGCAGACUUGGAAGGCUUCAAAAUGUUCCCUUUUUAGCACUGUGUGGGCACACCUCAGGUGCACAUGUGCGCAAAGUGCACGCUCAGUAGCAGACUCACAGAACCGGUAGAGGACUUCAGAGGAUUUCACCACUGAUUACAUGUGCAGGUUCCUGUGCAGAAGCCAGACGUCUGGCCUGUCCUACAGCCUAAACCGAAAAUGCCCUGGGGAACUGUGGCCAGUAACCCAAAGGGUUCUACAUGACAGCAUUUCAGAUAUUGAAGGUAGUUGCAAUCCCUCUGCAAUCUUCUCCAGUCUAAAUUUAUCCAGUGCCUCCAACCACAUCCUUUAUCAGCUUGGUUGUUCUACAAUAAUAUUAGCAUUUUUUUCUUUAAAAGUAUUCCAGUAAUGUUGUUGGGACUGGUCUGGGUUCUUUCAUUGCCGACUAUGGGGGCAUCAGGUUAAACCAGAAGUAGUAAAGUCUGUGCCAGCCAGAAGUGUAUUUUAAAAUCUGCUAAUGUAUUGCUAUCUUAGUUCCUCCAAGUAUUCUGCAAUUACAAGAGUUUCGUUAUUCUAUCAGGAAACUUUGCAGUUUCUGUUGCUGGUUUCAAUUGAAUUUUAUUCAGCUUUAAAAGCAUAUGUAACUCCAAUGUAGUUAACUAAUAUUUUCUUGUGUAACAAUCUCCAUGUUUUUUUAAGCAAUUACAAUUAUUAUCUCAUCAAAGAGAUUCAUUUUUUUUCUGGAUUUGCUCAUUCUAUAUAAAUGAAAGCCCCAGUAGACGUAUGCAUCAGAAUCAGUGAUGAAAGGAUACAAAAGUAUACAACUGUCACUAUAGAAUGGUUCCAAAGUAAUUUAUAAUUCCCAUCUUACAUUUGUAUGGCAGACAGCAAAGCUAUAUAGAAUCCACACAGGAAAUUACAAUCCAAAUCUGGGGCUCAGCUCCUGAAUGUUCAUGGAUAGAGUAAGUUGCACAGACACCUGAAUUCUAGAAUAUUCAUGAUCCCUAAUGUAUUUGACAACUUCCAAAUCAAGAGUGCCUCUCAAAGAGGAUAUUCUGUCUCCACCACCCCACCCCACCCACAAUAUAUAGGACUGUAUUUCUUGACACUUUAUCAACAGACUCUUAAGAAUGAAUAAUUUAGAUAAAAGAGGAGGCCAGAAUGCAGGAUUAGAAUUCCAGAAUUCAUUUGAAGAUUGAAUAUAUGACAGCACUUUAUCCUGAAACUGGAUGCAUGCCAGCACUACACCCUGAAACUGGGCAUGGAAGUAGACAAGUUUUCAAAAAUACAUUACAAACCAGGGAUUAUUCACUUCUAGUUUGCACUUUUAUUUUGGUCCCAUUGUACUGUAGUAUUGAGGUAAAUAGACAUGGCAAUUUUCUAAAGCACUACACAAAAUGAUCUUGAAUAUCUUUUUAGUUAAUGUAUUGGAGCAUAGUGAAAAUCAAAUGAAUUUGAUAUAGCUCAGUAUUUUAGGUGAGACAUCUCAAGUUCUUCUUUCAUUGGUCUGACAUUGAUUCAUUUCUUCAGUAUUAAAGUAUCUGCAGCAAUGAUGGUUGGUCUUUGGCAUAUAGUAUUUCCUCCUCUUUAGGAUCUUAUAAUUAACUAAAAAGCUAAUAUUUUUUCAGGAACAUUCAGGUGGUUAGAAGCAGUUUUUGAAAGUAGAAAGCUGUCCUAGUUUCAGGAGGCAUCAUAAGAAGUUGAAACAAAAAAGAUACAUUGAAGUCAGAUACUUGUGUUUGAGAAUUUGGAGAUGGAUAAGAGAUAGGAAGCAACCCUGCUUCAAAUGAUAAAAUGGUUUCUUUUUGCAAUCAAGACUGUAUCUCUUAAACUGUCCCAGAAGUCCAAGUCAAAUGUGGCAGUUCCAUGAGCUUAACAAAUGGACUGCCCCAAUUAAAAAAAAAAAAAGGAAGUGGAAAAUACUACAAAACGUUUAGUUUGUGGGAAAUGAGAAAUAACACCUUUCUGGUUUCAGGGAUUAUAAUCUAUUAUGUUUCUUUCCACAUCAUUUUCAGUUUCACUAAAAUCUUUCUAUAGAUCAGGCAGUUUUCAAAGGUGUGUCCUCUAUGUGGGGAAAUACUGGGUGACCCAGAUCAACUGUGUCUUCAAGAUUUUGAAAUUUGCAGAUCAUUUAUUUCAAACUAACAAAAUAGAUAGAACUUCAGGAAAAUAUGCAGGUAACUGAACCUUUUGCCACAGCCUACGUAGAGCUUUUGUUUUCAAAUAAAAAUGAGGGAAAGAAAAAGAAGAAAAGUAAGCUUGAACCUUAUUCCUGAUCUUUGGCUAGUGAUGGCAGAAAUGGCUUAUUCCUGCAAUCCAAUCUUUACCCUAGCUAUGGAAAUCAGCUUUUGUAAUGCCCUAGAUGGGUUUUGGGCUGGUGUUGCUUUCCAGAAAUGAAUUGUUAUGUGGCACGAUAUACAAAAAGCCUCAGCUCUUCCUUCUAUCUGCUUCCUUUUGUUCAGGUUUUUGCUUGCAAAGAGAAUAUAAAUUUCAGCAUUAUUAUUAAAAGUCUGAACUUCACUCAUUUCCUUUAUAAGAAUAUAAUCCUAUAACCCUUCACCUUCUAGCCUACAACUAACUUAAUGCCCACAUAUUGGUGCACAUACACAUUAGUAUGCAAUUAUUUGGUAUAGCACUAGGAAGGCGUCCUCAAGCUUCAUCCUAUGCAAGGUAAUUCAUUGACUUGAGCAACAAGAUCGAUAGAAUUUGACUGAGGGAGUCAGGAUUGGCUUACAGAUGAGCAUCACGCCACAACCUGUAGCCCACUGUUAUACUCCAAAAUCAGUUAAAAGAUGGCUGGUUAUAUAAAUGUUUUAAAUAAUUAAAUAAAUCAGAGAUCCAUGAUUUGUCACAAGGACUGCUUUUUUUUCUUUAAUCUCCUUCUGUGAUGUUAACAUCUGCCUGUGAUAAAAUCCAUAUUAGAAUUAAGCAGUUGAAGUUCUUCUUAGCAUGCAGGGGGCGAAAGAUAAAUCCUAAUUAUACAGUUUUAUCUUAGAAUCUAAUAGAAGCUGGAACAUGAAUAGACCCACAUAUUAGUUUAUGUAAAAAGGCAGCUUUUUAUUUCAAUUGUUUUGAGGUAUAGGAAUCAAUAUCAGUCUUAGGGAAUCAAAUGUAUCACUGCUCAUUUGCUAAUAUAAUCAGGACCCUUUCUAAGCUUCUCUUCACAUGCACCAUCUACAGCAGGAUCAUGCCCCUGACAUUUCCUUAUGAUACAGACUACAUCUGAAGCAGCUUAAACUCAUUUUCUAAUUUUUCUAUUCUAAUUUUAAUGUUCUUUCUCCAUCUUAGAAAUCAAUUUUUUUGCUGUGGACAUCAUCUAGGAUACUUGAAAAAUAGGAAAUGAAAUCUAACCAACUAUUUUUGACCACUUUAGGCUGGUGCAGAUAUGCUUCCUCUCUUUUGGAAGUCUGUAGAGAUUCCCAGUCAUGGUUGUCCCAAAGGUGCUUUUUCAGGAGGCAAUUGGACUUUCUUGUUUUUUCUUUGAAGACUUUUUUCUUCUCAUCCAAGAAGCUUCUUCACCUCUGACAGGAUGUGGGGAAUGGAAGGAUUUAUAUUCCUUGCAGUUAGUUGGUCAUUUGCAUCCUGUUGAACCCCAGCCUCAGGUUUGCCGUACCGGGGGGGGGGGGGGAGGUAGCCAGAUGGCUGAGCUGUGGGACCAACGUGGACGGCGCGGCGAGCAGCAGGCAAGGCUUCAGCGGCAGCAGUUACUUUUGGCCGUGCCGAACAGCUGUUCAUUGGGUCCCCAGCAUGGGUGUGGUGACACCAGAAUGACAUUUCUUGUUUGUUAACCGGCCAGGAGGCCUCCACUCACCCACCUGCCAGCUGAUUGGGCAGAGAUCGUGGACGCGCCAUCGUUGCCAGAAAAGGGUCCAACCGCUGCUCUUCAAGCGCCCUGCGCAGCUGCAGCCUCACGUUUCUGGCCCUGGAAUGUUCACCGGAUGUGAGCUGGGUGUACCUGGCCAGCUGGAGGGCAUGAGUCUAUGGCAUUACAACACGCUGGGAGGUGGACGCUUACAGUGCUGACUUUACACCAGACUUUGCAUUGGACUCAUUGUGUACUGAGGCUCUGACCUGAUUAAAAUUUUUGCUGGCUUGACAGUUCCUGAGU
Molecule: messenger RNA, 6773 nt
Organism: Ahaetulla prasina
Lineage: Eukaryota; Metazoa; Chordata; Lepidosauria; Squamata; Colubridae
Product: flavin-containing monooxygenase 3-like
Exons: 9
Coding region: 104-1705 (533 amino acids)
Molecular function (GO): NADP binding; flavin adenine dinucleotide binding; N,N-dimethylaniline monooxygenase activity
Source: RefSeq, a predicted model, not a curated record